Molecule: messenger RNA, 354 nt
Organism: Thelazia callipaeda (thelaziosis nematode)
Lineage: Eukaryota; Metazoa; Nematoda; Chromadorea; Rhabditida; Thelaziidae
Source: the annotation of a GenBank genome assembly
AUGGAAAAAUGGGAACCUUGCUCGUGUGUAACAAAAACAGAUGAAAACAACAUUAAUAGUGAAAAUAGUAUUAGUACAAAAGAUAUAUCAGUAAUGAAUUUGACUUCGGAUAGUUUGUCGAAGAUUGCAACUGAUCAGAAACUGGUGCAUUUGGACUUAAAAAAUGCUAAUGAAAACGGUGUUAUUAGUGAUAUAUCACGCUCUACGCAAACUGUUGAUAAACAAAUUAAUAUGAUGGUCAAUUUGAAUGAUUUGAAUUCGAUGAAAUUGGUGGAAAAUGGAUAUAUUAAUACAAGCAAGAUAGCAUAUAUUGAUGAGGAUGAAGUUGUGCCUGAUUCUUAUGAGUAUAAUUGA